AUGAACAUUGCCUCUGAUAAGAGAAUUGAAGAACAAUUCAUGGCAGAAGUUAGUACCCUUGUCAGGAUUCAUCAUUUCAACUUGGUUCGUCUUCAUGGUUUCUUCUUUGAGAGACACCUCAGAGCACUUUUUUAUGAGUAUAUGCCAAAUGGUUCGCUUGACAAGUUUCUUUUCCAUGGAAACAAGAUUUUAGGAUUCGAAAAGCUUCAUGAAAUUGCGGUUGGGACAGCUAGAGGGAUUGUUUACUUGCACGAAGAAUGCCAGCAGCGGAUAGUUCACUACGAUAUACAACCUGAAAAUAUUCUUUUGGAUGUGAACUUCUUUCCUAAAGUAGCUGAUUUUGGUUUGGCCAAGCUGUCCAACAGAGACAACACUCAUAUAACAAUGACAGGGGGGAGGGGAACUCCUGGUUAUGCUGCACCAGAAGUUUGGCUGCGGUUUCCUAUAACCCACAAGUGUGAUGUGUACAGCUUUGGUAUGCUAUUAUUUGAGAUCAUAGGUAGAAGAAGGAACCUAGACCUGAAUCUUCCGGAGAGUCAAGACUGGUUUCCGAGGUGGGUAUGGAAGAAGUUUGAAGCCGGACAACUAGUAGAGCUAAUGCUAGUUUGUGGCAUAGAGGAGAAAGAUAAAGAGAUAGCAGAGAGAAUGGUAAAAGUAGUUAUCUGGUGUGUUCAGUACAGGCAUGAGUAG
This is a messenger RNA of Rosa chinensis, 690 nucleotides long. Its product is annotated as rust resistance kinase Lr10. The transcript has a single exon. NCBI's taxonomy places the organism in Eukaryota, Viridiplantae, Streptophyta, Magnoliopsida, Rosales, Rosaceae. The coding region runs from base 1 to 690 and encodes 229 amino acids. Gene Ontology annotation, biological process: protein phosphorylation. Gene Ontology annotation, molecular function: protein kinase activity; ATP binding. The record is from RefSeq and is a predicted model, not a curated record.